Messenger RNA from Zingiber officinale, 741 nucleotides. Its product is annotated as probable calcium-binding protein CML36. The transcript has a single exon. The record is from RefSeq and is a predicted model, not a curated record. Gene Ontology annotation, molecular function: calcium ion binding. NCBI's taxonomy places the organism in Eukaryota, Viridiplantae, Streptophyta, Magnoliopsida, Zingiberales, Zingiberaceae. Bases 1 to 645 code for a protein of 214 amino acids.
AUGUGUCGGGUAAAAGAAAAUCUGCCGGGAAGCUUCGCGGAAGCUCGCUUCCCGCCACGCUCUUCCCUCCUUCUUAAGCUCCGUCGAAUCCAUGGCGGAGACGGGGAAGAGGAGAGGAAGAGGAAGAGGAAGGCGGAGAAGGCAGCGAACGCUUCCACCAUGAAGCUAUGCGUGCCAUCCUUCUUAGCCUCCCAUUCAAAGAAGGGAAGCAAGAACUCCUCCUCUCGCCGCUGUUCCGCCGCCGGGUCCUCCGACGGCGACUCCUCCACCUCCUCCUCCCUCUUCCGCUCCGCCCUUCUCCCCUCCUUCUCCGCCCGCGAGCUCGAGGCUGCGCUCCGCCGCCUGGGCCCCGUUAAAACCGCCUCCGGCGUCGACCUCACCGAGGCCGAACUCGCAGCGCUGCUGGCGGAGCCGUUGCCGCCGGAGGCAGAGGGCGAGCUGCGCGAAGCCUUCGCAGUGUUCGACGCCGACGGCGACGGGAAGAUCUCCGCGGAGGAGCUGAGGAGCGUGCUCGACAAGCUGGGGGACGAGGCCUGCUCCCUGGAGGACUGCCGCCGGAUGAUCCACGGCGUCGACACCGACGGCGACGGCUUUGUCUGCUUCAACGAUUUCGCCCGCAUGAUGGACGGCCAGCGAUGCUUCUGAGGGCAGCGAUUUGAACUGGAGAAAGCAGUUAAACAGGAAUCUUCAUCUUGUAAAUGAUUGAAACAAAAUGGAAUACAAAAUUCAGUACUUCUCUAA